Messenger RNA from Cyanidioschyzon merolae strain 10D, 1320 nucleotides. RefSeq lists its product as hypothetical. NCBI's taxonomy places the organism in Eukaryota, Rhodophyta, Bangiophyceae, Cyanidiales, Cyanidiaceae. Bases 1 to 1320 code for a protein of 439 amino acids. The transcript has a single exon. The record is from RefSeq and is a predicted model, not a curated record. Gene Ontology annotation, molecular function: phosphatase activity. Gene Ontology annotation, cellular component: cytoplasm; nucleus. Gene Ontology annotation, biological process: DNA damage response.
AUGUCAAACAUAAAAUCUUUACCAGAGUUAUUUGUGGAGGACCCGCCGCGAGGUCCUCGGCACCGUCCGCUGCCGCCGUUGCUAACUGCAACCGAGCCGGGCACCUGGGCUCACGAUACCAUGUCGAGGCGGAUUCGGGAGGAAAUUCUCGCACGGAUUUUCCGCGAGAACACGUUUUUCUCUGGCGCUGUUCUUGACCGACUCAAGCAACUUGAUCGCGAGCUCGCUGAGCCAACAGCGCAUCGGCUGCGUCCUCUCGAAGAGCCGCCGCCAGGAGGCGGCCCAGCACCGGACCUCUUCACUUGGAACCGUCGGAUUCUGGAACGGUUUCACGACUGCAACUGGCUUUCAAGCCCCUGGUGUAUCGCAGAGUUUUACUUUUAUCGUCGAGUCAUGGAAGCCGUCGAGUACUUCUCAACAAAACUGGACCCAUUCCGAAAACAGAAGGAGCUGGGGGUGAGCGCCAAUACCAAGACCAUGGAUGAAUGGGCGUCUCGGGUGCUUCCGCUUCUACAGACGCCUCUGCGCAGAAGCACGGAGCGAAAACACUGGUUCACUCACUUUGUUCAGAUCGCUCUGAACGGGAAUCGGAUGGAUUUGUCGCUGUGGCCGGUGGGCGGCGAAACCCCUGCCGUCGAUACCGAGACCGGUGUCCGUCUACUCGUCGACGAUGGUGAGCGGCUUUGGGAGUAUGUCGCGGCGAGUAUGCCGAUUGCCGAAAUAGGAAUUAUCGUGGACAAUGCCGGCAUGGAACUAUUCUCCGAUCUCCUACUCGCGGACUAUCUCGUGCACAGCGGCAUCGCUGAGCGUGUCGUAUUUCACACCAAAGGCCAUCCGACGUUCGUGUCGGAUGCAACAGCCACAGAUUUGCACACGAUGGUGCAGGUCCUCGGUGACAUGCCCAGAGAUAUGCCUCUGCAGCGCUUGGCGUCGCGCUGGGCCCGGUAUCUGGGUGAUGGAUCCUGGCGCUGUCGCGAUGAUCUCUUCUGGGCGCAGCCGCAAGCAUUCUGGGAAAUGGAUGAUCCACUCUGGGACUGUAUCAGGCAAGAAGUGCUCGUUUUCGUCAAAGGCGAUGCAAAUUACAGACGGCUUUUGGGUGAUCGCGCCUGGCCGCUGAGCACUCCGUUUUCAGAUGUAGUAUCGUAUUGGCCCAGCGCAAUCUGCGCACUCCGAGCGCUCAAAGCCGAGCUUGGUUGCGGCAUUCCUGCGGAGGCAGCAAUGCGUGCCGCAUGUGAGGAUCCCAAAUGGAUGGUUAACGGACGUUGGGCGUUGGUACAGUUCUUUGCUCAGCGCCAAUCCGACGCCCGCGAUACGUUGUAG